Molecule: messenger RNA, 1800 nt
Organism: Manihot esculenta (cassava)
Lineage: Eukaryota; Viridiplantae; Streptophyta; Magnoliopsida; Malpighiales; Euphorbiaceae
Product: cell division cycle 20.2, cofactor of APC complex
Exons: 5
Coding region: 294-1643 (449 amino acids)
Biological process (GO): positive regulation of ubiquitin protein ligase activity; positive regulation of anaphase-promoting complex-dependent catabolic process; anaphase-promoting complex-dependent catabolic process
Cellular component (GO): anaphase-promoting complex
Molecular function (GO): anaphase-promoting complex binding; protein binding; ubiquitin ligase activator activity
Source: RefSeq, a predicted model, not a curated record
AAUAGAGAAUUGAUCAAUCUUUUGUCUUCAAUUGACUUUUCAUUCACAAUUCUUAUCAGCCAUUGUUUACUGUUUGAUAAUUCUCAAUCAAACAGUACAUUCUCUCAAAGCCACCCUGAUCUCCUGCUCGACCUCCAUUUGCCAGCAAUACAAUCAUCAACCUUCUUUCUAUCUCUCUUUUCUCCAUUUUCUCUGUUAAUUUCUUUUUUAUUUUCUACUUUUUUAAUUAUGGAUUCUUGUGUUUUGCAGGGUUAGUUUCUUGGUUUUUUCUCUGGCUCUCUCUUGGGUUCAUUAUGGAUUCAAGGUUUAUGUUUUCUUCUACCAAGAUUCAAUCCCGAAGCCCUCUUCAGAGAAAAAACUCUAGCGAAAAUUUGGAUAGAUUUAUACCGAAUCGGUCAGCAAUGGACAUGGAUUAUGCACAUUACAUGCUGACAGAAGGAAGGAAAGGCAAGGAUAAGCCCGCUGUCUGGAGUUCACCGUCCAGCGAGCCAUACCAGAAGUUGCUGGCGGACACCUUCAAUAUCACCUCCGGAAGACGCAUUUUGGCAUUCAAGAACAAGGCGCCUGCUUUUGUGAACCCAAUUCCGCAAGAGCUCUUGUCAUCAGUUCGUCAGCCUAAAAUUGUCAAGGCCUGGCGCCACAUUCCUCAGAGUCCAGAGAGGACACUGGAUGCGCCAGACCUGGUGGAUGAUUUCUACUUGAAUUUACUCGACUGGGGUAGCAGCAAUGUCCUUGCAAUUGCUCUUGGAGACACUGUAUACCUAUGGGACGCUUCAAUUGGGAAUACCUCUGAACUUGUCACUGUUAAUAGCGAAGAUGGUCCUGUUGCUAGCAUCAGCUGGGCCCCAGAUGGGUGUCACAUUGCAAUUGGCUUGAGCAAUUCCGAUGUUCAGAUAUGGGACUGCAAUAAUCUACAGCAUGUACGAACAUUAAGAGGUGGCCACCAAUUACGAGUAAAUUCCCUGGCCUGGAACAAUCACAUUCUUACUACUGGAGGAAUGGAUGCAAAAAUCAUCAAUAAUGAUGUGAGAGUAAGAGAGCACAUUAUUGAAACAUAUAGGGGACACCACCAAGGAGUUUGUGGGCUAAAAUGGUCAGCUUCAGGCCAGCAGUUAGCAAGUGGUGGGAAUGAUAAUCUUCUUUUCAUAUGGGAUAGAUCAAUGGCCUCUUCAAAUUCACCAAUGCAAUGGCUUCACAGGCUUGAAGAUCACAGAGCUGCAGUGAAGGCCCUUGCUUGGUGUCCCUUCCAGAGCAAUCUUCUGGCUUCUGGUGGAGGUGGGGCUGACAUGUGUAUUAAAUUCUGGAACAGCCAUACUGGUUCUUGCUUGAAUUCAGUGAAUACUGGCUCACAGGUCUGUGCUCUCCUGUGGAAUAAGCAUGAGCGUGAGUUGCUCAGCUCUCAUGGUUUUACAGAGAAUCAGCUCAUUCUGUGGAAAUAUCCGUCAAUGGUGAAGAUGUCUAAGCUCACUGGCCAUACAUCUAGAGUCCUCUUCAUGACUCAGAACCCAGAUGGAUACACAGUGGCAACUGCUGCUGGGGAUGAGACCCUGCGUUUUUGGAAUGUGUUUGGAAACCCAAAAGUGGCUAAACAUGCAUCCAAAGCUAAUCCUGAACCGUUUGCUCAUAUAUCUCGCAUCCGUUGAUAAUCUGCUGCAUGGGCGUAACCAAGGGGGCAAGGGGGAGCCCUCUUCCCCACCCCAAGGUUUUUUAUUUUUUAUUUUAAUUAUAUAUAGUAAAAUUUAUUUUUUAAAUUAAUUGUUCUUUCAAUUUUUGUAUUGGCCUCUCCAAAAAUUUAUAAAA